CCAGCCAAGCUGCUGCCGCCGGCGCAGGGGAAGCAGUUUGUGACGGUGACAGCGCGGGUGGCCGAGGUGACGCUGCAGAAGGUGCUGCUGGUGGCGCUGCAGAGCGGCCACAUCUUCGUGCAGACCGACAAACCCAUCUACACCCCCGGGGCCACAGGUGAGCGCACCUGGACACACCUGGACACACCUGGGGACAGCUGGGGGCACACCUGGGACACACCCGGGGACAGCUGGGCACACCUGGGGACACGUGGGGACAUCAUGGGCACACCCAGGUACCUGUACGGGAAGAGCCUGGAGGGGACGGCCUUUGUCCUCUUCGGGGUCAUGGUGGACGACGAGAAGAAAAGCAUCCCCCAGUCCCUGCGGCGCGUGCAGGUGCAGGACGGUGACGCCGAGGCCGUGCUCUCCAUGGCUCACCUGCGCGAGCGCUUCCCCAACUCCCAGGAGCUCGUGGGACACUCCCUGUAUGUCACUGUCACCGUCAUCACCGAGUCAGGCAGUGACAUGGUGGAGGCACAGCACGGUGGCAUCCAGAUCGUGACGUCCCCCUACAGCAUCCACUUCACGCACACCCCCAAGUACUUCAAGCCGGGGAUGCCCUUUGACCUCACGGUUUAUGUCACCAACCCCGACCAGUCCCCGGCCCCGCGUGUCACCGUCCAGGCCGAUGGCUUCCAGGGCUCGGUGUCCACGCAGCGCGAUGGCACGGCCAGGCUGGUGCUCAACAUGCCGGCCAACAAGGACAGCGUCCCCAUCACCGUACGCACGGCCCAGGCCGGGUUGCCCCGGGAGCGCCAGGCCUCGAGGCAAAUGACGGCCCAGGCCUACCGCAGCCAAGGCGGCUCGGGCAACUUCCUCCACCUGGCGGUGGCCGCCACCGAGCUACAGCCGGGAGACAACCUGGCCGUCAACUUCCACCUCAAGACCAGCAGCAACGACGUCCGCAACUCCGUCCCUUUCUUCACUUACCUGAUCAUGAGCAAAGGCCGCAUCGUCCGAGCCGGCCGGCAGCGGCACGAGGCCGGCCAGAGUUUGGUGACCAUGACGUUGCCCGUGACUCCCGAGCUCAUCCCUUCCUUCCGAGUCGUGGCCUAUUACCACGUCCUGCCCGGGGAGAUCGUGGCCGACUCCGUCUGGGUGGACGUCAAGGACACCUGCAUGGGCACCCUGGUGGUGAAGGGGGCGACAGAAGGUGACAACCGCGUCCACGAGCCGGGGACGCCGAUGAGGCUGCGCAUCGAGGGCGACCACAAGGCCUUCGUGGGGCUGGUGGCCGUGGACAAGGGAGUCUUCGUCCUCAGCAAGAAGAACAAGCUCACCCAGAGCCGGGUGUGGGACACGGUGGAGAGAAGUGACAUCGGCUGCACUCCGGGCAGUGGCAGGGACAACAUCGGCGUCUUCGCGGACGCCGGCCUGAGCCUGACCACCAACGUCCAGAUCACCACGCCCCAGCGCUCAUGUAGGGACACCUGUGAAUCCCUCUCCCCUCCAGCCGCCGAGUACUCGGACAAGCUGGAGCGGAAAUGCUGCGAGGACGGCAUGAGGGACAACCCCAUGGGGCACAGCUGCGACAAGAGAUCCGAGUACAUCCAGGAGGGCGACGCCUGCGUCCGCGCCUUCCUCGACUGUUGCCGAUACAUCAAGGCCAAGAGGGACCAGCAGAACGUGUCACCCAGCACCGGGCUGGCCAGAAGCAAGUGUUGGCUCACAGGGGAGGGACACCCCCUGACCCCUUUGGUCACCCCUGUCCUCUCCAGGGUCUCCACCAAGACGCUGCCCGUGUACCUGAAGGACUCCAUCACCACCUGGGAGGUCCUGGCCGUCAGCCUGUCCCCCUCCAAAGGUCUGUGCGUGGCUGACCCGUACGAGAUCACGGUGAUGAAGGAAUUUUUCAUCGACCUGCGGCUGCCCUACGCCGUGGUGAGGAACGAGCAGGUGGAGAUCAGAGCCAUCCUCUACAACUACUGGCUGCACGACAUCACGGUGAGGGUGGAGCUGCUCCACAACCCCGACCUGUGCAGCCCCUCCACGGCCAAGCAGCGUUUCCAGCAGGUUCUGCGCCUCAAGGCCGAGUCGUCGCGCUCCGUCUCCUUCGUCAUCGUCCCCCUCAAGUUGGGCCUCUUGGACAUCGAGGUCAAGGCCGCCGUCCGCAACCAGUACGUGGGCGACGGCGUCAAGAAGAAGCUCAGGGUGGUGCCCGAGGGGUUGAGGCUGGAGAAGACGGUGAAGAUCGUGGAGCUGGACCCACAGAACAAGGGAAUCAACGGGGUGCAGGAGGAGCGGGUGAAAGCCGCGGAUCUGUCGGACAUCGUCCCCGACACGGAAUCGGAGACCAAAGUCAGCAUCCAAGGAAACCCCGUGUCCAUCAUCGUGGAGAAAGCCAUCGACGGGGCCAAGCUGAAACACCUGAUCGUGACGCCGUCGGGUUGUGGGGAGCAGAACAUGAUCGCCCUGACCCCCACGGUCAUCGCCGUUCACUACCUGGACAAAACCUUGCAGUGGGAGAAUUUCGGCAUCGACCGACGUGCCCAGGCCAUCGAGCUGAUCAGGAAAGGGGUGGAGCCCAGAGCCAGCCCCACGUUCAGCUCCGGACUCUGCCCCCCACAGCCCGAGGGGUUGAGGCUGGAGAAGACGGUGAAGAUCGUGGAGCUGGACCCACAGAACAAGGGAAUCAACGGGGUGCAGGAGGAGCGGGUGAAAGCCGCGGAUCUGUCGGACAUCGUCCCCGACACGGAAUCGGAGACCAAAGUCAGCAUCCAAGGAAACCCCGUGUCCAUCAUCGUGGAGAAAGCCAUCGACGGGGCCAAGCUGAAACACCUGAUCGUGACGCCGUCGGGUUGUGGGGAGCAGAACAUGAUCGCCCUGACCCCCACGGUCAUCGCCGUUCACUACCUGGACAAAACCUUGCAGUGGGAGAAUUUCGGCAUCGACCGACGUGCCCAGGCCAUCGAGCUGAUCAGGAAAGGUUACACCCAACAGUUGGCGUUCCGCAAACCCGACAGCUCCUACGCCGCCUUCCUCAGUCGCCCCUCCAGCACCUGGUUGACCGCCUACGUGGUCAAGGUGUUCGCCAUGGCCCAGAAGUUGGUGGACAUCGAGCACCGCGAGAUCUGCGGCCCCAUCAAGUGGCUCGUCCUCAACAGGCAGAAACCGGACGGGGUCUUCCAGGAGGACGGGCCCGUCAUCCAUAAGGAGAUGGUGGGAGGUUACGAAGGCGCCGAGCCCGAAGUUUCCCUCACCGCCUUCGUCCUCAUCGCCCUGCACGAGGCCCGAGACACCUGCAAGGACCACGUCAACAGUUUGGAUGGGAGCAUCGAGAAAGCCGCCGGCUUCCUCAUCCGCCGCUACGAGCAGCUGGCCCGGCCCUACACGGUGGCCCUGGCGUCGUACGCGCUGGCCCUGACCGGCAAGCUCAAGAGCGAGAAGAUCCUCAUGAGGUUCUCCAAAGGUGAAAUGGGGGAGAAUUUGGGACCUCCCCACGAGUGUCCCCAAGCCCUGGUGACCCCGCUGUCCCCCCAGGCCACCAUCCUGGUGUUCCAAGCGCUGGCCCAGUACCAGGUGGCCGCCAAGGCGCAGCAGCAGCUGGAGCUGGACGUGUCGGUGCUGCUGCCGCGCCGCGCCAGCCCCGUCAAGUAUCGCAUCGAGAACAGCAACGCGCUGGUGGCGCGCUCCACCGAGACCAAGAUCAACGAGGACUUCACGGUGAAGGCGGAGGGCGUGGGCAAGGGGACAAUGACAGUGGUGACAGUGUACCACGCCAAGGUCCCCGAGAAGGACAACAAAUGUGACAAGUUCGACCUGAGCGUCAACGUGGAGGAGGUGGACACGGGCAAGGAAGAGGAGGACGUCAUCAGAUCUGUCAAGAUCACCAUCUGCACCAGGUACCUGGACACCGUGGAU
Molecule: messenger RNA, 3903 nt
Organism: Sturnus vulgaris (Common starling)
Lineage: Eukaryota; Metazoa; Chordata; Aves; Passeriformes; Sturnidae
Source: RefSeq, a predicted model, not a curated record